AUGCUGGCUCUCCGACUCUGCACUGUCGUCAGUGCCUUUCUCCUCUUCUUUUAUAAAGUUGAUGGGAGCGAUGCGGACGAGCCUCAAACACCACCAGUAACAACAACGAUAACAUAUGCUGUCAAACUGGGAGAAGAUGGCACAUGCCUCUCCGAGAUAAACGCUGCUCGUAAGAAAGCCGGCUUCAAUGAUUUCGUAAUACCUCAAGCGGAGGCGAAGGACAAAAGACUGCCUGACAAAGCAGAGCCAGAUCCCCAGAAGUAUGACGAAUGGGUCUGGAAGCCCGUUUGCGCAGCCUUGAUUAAAGAGGAAGCAGGAGAAGGGAAAUCUGAUGAAGUUUCUAAAAACUUCGGGAGCGGCACAUACGCAUACCAUGCUGUCGAUGAUGCUGAGAGACAGGCCGAUCAAGAAGUUGAAACAGAGACAGAAGAAGGCUCUGCUUUGAUUUGCAUGACGACGCCUGACGUUCUUCCAGCGGGAAAUGGAACUGCUCCAUUCACAGAGGAGCAGUGGGGCCGAAUCGUCAACGCCAUUGAAAAUUCCGCUUCGGCUCUCUUACCCGGUCUUCUCAGCCUUGCUGCAGUAGCGCUUGGCCUCGUGGCGACGAUGUGA
Molecule: messenger RNA, 612 nt
Organism: Eimeria mitis
Lineage: Eukaryota; Apicomplexa; Conoidasida; Eucoccidiorida; Eimeriidae
Product: SAG family member
Exons: 5
Coding region: 1-612 (203 amino acids)
Source: RefSeq, a predicted model, not a curated record